CAAAAUCCCAUUUUCCAUUUCUCUCUCUACUUUCUCUCUCUUCACACUGAGCAGUAAGCGAGCGAGUAUGAGAAAAAUGGCUGCCACUAUGAUGCUCUACAUUACUACUACUAUUCUUCUCUGUUUUCUCACUGCCGUCAAUGCCAGAAUCCCCGGCGUUUAUACCGGCGGACCAUGGCAAAGCGCCCACGCCACCUUCUACGGUGGCUCUGACGCAUCUGGAACUAUGGGUGGAGCUUGUGGAUAUGGCAAUCUAUACAGCCAAGGUUACGGAGUGAAUAAUGCAGCGCUAAGCACAGUGCUAUUCAACAAUGGACUAAGCUGCGGAGCCUGCUUUGAAUUAAAGUGUGAUAACGAUGGCAAAUGGUGUCUUCCUGGUAAUCCAUCCAUUUUUGUAACGGCGACAAAUUUUUGCCCGCCGAACUUCGCUUUACCAAACGAUGACGGCGGGUGGUGCAACCCUCCUCGUCCUCAUUUCGAUCUCGCCAUGCCUAUGUUCCUCAAAAUCGGACUGUACCGUGCCGGAAUUGUCCCCGUCACUUACCGCCGAGUACCAUGCAGAAAACAAGGAGGGAUUCGAUUCACAAUAAACGGUUUCCGUUACUUCAAUUUGUUAUUGGUAACAAACGUUGCGGGUGCAGGGGACAUACAGAAGGUCUUAAUUAAAGGAACAAACACACAAUGGAUAGCAAUGAGUCGUAAUUGGGGGCAAAAUUGGCAAACUAAUUCACCUCUAGUGGGUCAAGCCCUUUCUAUUCGGGUUAAAGCUAGUGAUCAUCGUAGUGUCACUAAUGUCAACGUGGCACCAUCUAAUUGGCAGUUUGGACAAACUUUUGAAGGCAAGAAUUUCCGGGUUUAGAUCCAUAAACCCAUUCCCACUGACCCGACCC
This is a messenger RNA of Solanum verrucosum, 890 nucleotides long. RefSeq names its product expansin-A3-like. The transcript is spliced from 3 exons. Gene Ontology annotation, cellular component: extracellular region. NCBI's taxonomy places the organism in Eukaryota, Viridiplantae, Streptophyta, Magnoliopsida, Solanales, Solanaceae. Gene Ontology annotation, biological process: plant-type cell wall organization. The record is from RefSeq and is a predicted model, not a curated record. Bases 68 to 859 code for a protein of 263 amino acids.